Messenger RNA from Prunus persica (peach), 1054 nucleotides. RefSeq names its product stigma-specific STIG1-like protein 1. The record is from RefSeq and is a predicted model, not a curated record. Lineage: Eukaryota; Viridiplantae; Streptophyta; Magnoliopsida; Rosales; Rosaceae. Bases 275 to 766 code for a protein of 163 amino acids. The transcript has a single exon.
UUGAGUUUGAGUGCCCAUAUCAAUUAAGUUUCUUUAACAAGUAAGACUAAUAUACUAUGCCCUAGGGCCUAGAAUUUGACCACACUCUUUGCGUCACAUCCCAAAUAACCACCAGCUUUUACCACCUUUCCCGCGUCAACCCCUCGCUACUAUAAAACCUGAGUUUUCCCCUCCUCCCAUCAAAUCAAACUCUCCACAGAAUCCAAUACCAUCUCUCUCUCUCACCCAGACGGACACAAAAAAAACACACGAACACAAAGAGAGAGACAAAGCCAUGAAGGUCAUCAAGAUUCUAGUGAUCAUAGCAACAACCAUGGCUUUGUCUAUCACUCUCACGACCGUGACAAGGGUUAGCCAUCAAGAAGAAGAAGGCAAAUCCCCUUUCACCGACCCAUGGAAAGAGCAACCGUCGGCUGACGAUGAAAACAAGUUGAUAGUGCCCUCCAAGAGGGUGAGUCGCUUCCUUUCUGAAAAGGAUCUGGUUUCAAGAAGCCUUAAAGCAGCUUCCCAGUGCCGCAAUGACUAUGACACAUGCUCCAACGUGCUGCCGGGCCAUCGGAACUUCACCUGCUGCAACAAGAAGUGCGUGGAUUUGUCCGUAAACAAGGAAAACUGUGGUGCAUGCAAGAAUUGCUGCAAGUACACGCAGUCGUGUUGCAGAGGGCAGUGCGUGGACCUGAGUUUUGACAAGAGGCAUUGUGGCCAGUGCGACCAUCCCUGCAAGAAUGGAACGUAUUGCGUGUAUGGUCUCUGUGAUUAUGCGUGAUUAAGACGGUCCAUUAAGGGAUUGUGAGUGCUCCUGAGGUUCGUAAUUUUACUGAUUAUGCAAUAAAACAACCACAAUAAGAAGAAGAAGAAAAAGGAAAUCGGUGGUUCUCUCAAAUAAUUAUGUAGUUAUUACUACUUUUAUUAUUAAUUAUACAGUCCUCGAGUGCUUUUCUCUAAAUGUUAUGAUCGAUGUUAUGAUCUAUUUAAGAACUUGAUUUAUGAGUACGGAAUUUGUAUGAAUCAAUAACUUAUAAUUAUUCAAUACUUAUACAUUUUUUGUUCGAGA